This is a messenger RNA of Cebus imitator (Panamanian white-faced capuchin), 2727 nucleotides long. Its product is annotated as ubiquitin carboxyl-terminal hydrolase 35. The transcript is spliced from 5 exons. Gene Ontology annotation, biological process: protein deubiquitination. Bases 32 to 1927 code for a protein of 631 amino acids. Gene Ontology annotation, molecular function: cysteine-type deubiquitinase activity; cysteine-type endopeptidase activity. The record is from RefSeq and is a predicted model, not a curated record. Gene Ontology annotation, cellular component: nucleus; cytosol. NCBI's taxonomy places the organism in Eukaryota, Metazoa, Chordata, Mammalia, Primates, Cebidae.
GCCUGGCCUAAAAAGGUGACUUUUUUUUGAGAUGACCUUGGUGCCCACCAUCCUGCCUGCCUGCUUAUUCCCCCCUCAGGACCUCCAUGUUCCCAAUGAAGACCGCAUCAAACAGCUGCUGGGGCAGGACGCCUGGACCUCACAGAAGAGUGAGCUGGCAGGUUUCUACCCCCGGCUCAUGGCCAAGUCAGACACAGGCAAGAUUGGUCUCAUCAACCUGGGCAACACGUGCUAUGUCAACAGCAUUCUUCAGGCGUUGUUCAUGGCUUCUGACUUCAGACACUGUGUGCUCCGUUUGACUGAGAACAACUCACAGCCCCUGAUGACCAAGCUGCAAUGGCUUUUUGGCUUUCUAGAGCACAGCCAGCGGCCUGCCAUUUCCCCAGAGAACUUCCUGUCUGCAUCCUGGACGCCCUGGUUUAGCCCCGGCACCCAGCAGGACUGCUCGGAGUAUCUGAAGUACCUGCUGGAUCGGUUGCACGAAGAAGAGAAAACGGGCACAAGGAUCUGCCAGAAACUCAAGCAGUCCAGCUCGCCCUCCCCGCCCGAGGAGCCCCCAGCCCCAGGUUCAACCUCUGUGGAGAAAAUGUUUGGAGGCAAGAUAGUGACUCGGAUCUGCUGUCUCUGUUGCCUCAACGUCUCCUCCCGGGAGGAGGCCUUCACAGACCUCUCUCUUGCCUUUCCUCCUCCUGAGCGCUGCCGCCACCGCCGCCUGGGCUCUGUGAUGCGCCCUGCAGAGGACCUCAGAGCCCGAGAGUUGCCCUCAGCAGCCAGUGCACAGGGGCCAGGCAGGGUGGCUCCUCAGAGGCAAAGGAAACACUGCAUCACAGGGGACGCCCCACCCACCAACCUGGACAUUGAAGGCCUGGACUCCCAGGAAGCUGCGGGGCAGAGCAGUCAGGAGGAAAAGGUAGAAGAGGAAGGGAAGGAGGAGGAAACGAAGAAGGAAGAAGCGAGGGAAGAGGAAAGCACCAGAGGGGAAGAAGCGAGGAAGAAAGAAAAGGAGGUAGGGGAAGAAGAGAAGGUGGAGAAGGAGACAGAAAAGGAGGCAAAGCAGGAAAAGGGGGCAGACAGCCUGGGAGCGGGGACCCACACAGAUACUGCCAUUCCCUCCGGCGAGCAGCCCGGUGGCUCCGAGGGCUCCCGCUCUGUCCUGGACCUGGUCAACUACUUCCUGUCCCCCGAGAAGCUGACAGCUGAGAAUCGCUACUACUGUGAGUCGUGUGGCUCCCUGCAGGAUGCUGAGAAGGUAGUGGAGCUGAGCCAGGGGCCGCGCUACCUCAUUCUCACGCUGCUGCGCUUCUCCUUCGACCUGCGUACCAUGCGGCGCCGCAAGAUCCUAGAUGACGUCUCCAUUCCCCUGCUGCUCCGCUUGCCGCUAGCUGGUGGCCGGGGCCAGGCCUAUGAUCUCUGCAGCGUUGUAGUACACUCUGGAGUGUCUUCAGAGAGUGGUCACUACUACUGCUAUGCCCGUGAGGGCGCUGCCCGCCCUGCCCCUUCUCUGGGAACUGGUGAUAGGCCAGAGCCUGAGAACCAGUGGUACCUGUUCAAUGACACUCGGGUGUCCUUCUCUUCCUUUGAAUCUGUCAGCAACGUCACCUCCUUCUUCCCCAAGGACACAGCCUAUGUGCUGUUUUACCGGCAGCGGCCCAGGGAGGGGCCCGAGGCUGAGUCGGGCUCUCCCAGAGUCCGGACAGAGCCCACCCUGCACAAGGACUUGAUGGAAGCCAUUUCCAAAGACAACAUCCUUUACCUACAGGAGCAGGAGAAGGAGGCCCGGAGCAGGGCGGCCUACAUCUCUGCACUCCCCACAUCUCCACAUUGGGGGAGGGGCUUUGAUGAAGACAAGGAUGAAGAUGAAGGCUCUCCGGGGGGUUGCAAUCCUGCAGGUGGCAAUGGUGGUGACUUCCACAGACUAGUCUUCUGAUGUGAACCUGCUGCCAGCCUGUUCCUGCCACCCGUUCCCUCCAGGAGCAAGGUGGGGUCUGAGAGGGAGGCAGGCCCACUCCUGUAGUAGGCCCUACCAAGAGUAAGCAUGGUACAGGGAUCUCAUGGGAUGUUACUCCUCAGCCUGAAGGGUAAACAGAGGGUCUCAGCUAUGGAAAUGAGACUUAAGACCCUUAAAGAUUUUGCACCCAAGUGUCCUGGUUAACUUGAAGCACCUGAGCUGGGCACACAUGGGUCUUUGCCUUCCCAGCAGGCCCUCCAUGCUGGACUAUCUGACAUCAAGCAGCAUUAUCCUUCUGACUGCUCUAUAACAUAAAGCACAGCAGGACCCAAGCCUUGCACCAAGAAGGGGGUGUGUCACCUCCCCUGGCUGUUUUCUUGUAUGGGGGUGCCUACACUGUCUAUAUAAGAUCAGGUGGUGAAAAAGCAGGGCCCAGGAUUACAGACAGAAUCUGUCCCCCAUACCAAGCACCCAUGCAUGGUGGGGGGGCUAGCUACUCACCGUGGGAGGCCUUUGCCCCCACAUUCCCUCCACCUGCCUCAGUGCCUGAGAUGCCACCACUUGCAUCCCCCUUCUGGUUAAGGUAAAGGUAGAGUCCUUACUUAACUGCAAAGAGGUCUGUGUUCCUCAUGAAGUGUGGGGUCUUCUCCUCAUCUGGCCUUUGCAGCUACAAGAACAGCCGCCUGAGGGUUGGGUAAAGUGCCCUGACACUUCUGUAGUCCCUGCUAAUGGGAGAGAAGAUACACAUGUUCUUAAAUAAAACUACAUUCUCUGAAGCU